AUGGAAGAUUCAGAUGCUUUUUCAUUAUCCAAUGGUAGAAACGUCUCAUGGUUUGACAAUCACAGAAAGUUCUUACCACCGGAUCAUCCGUGGCGAAGGAACAAAAGGUGGUUCAAGGAAGGUCAAACAGUACAUAAGGUUUCAUUUACUGCACAAUCGGGUUUACAAAUUCUUAGGGAGAUUGAGGAUUUGAGGCUCAUGAAAAUAACAGAAGUUGGUUAUGAAGCGAUAAAUGCAAGAAUCUCAAAGAAUAGUGGUUGUGGUUGGAAAAAAAGAAGUAUAUUUUGGGACUUGCCUUACUGGAAGACAAAUCCUAUUAGGCAUAACCUUGAUGUGAUGCACAUAGAAAAGAAUGUGUUUGAUAACAUUUUUAACACCGUGAUGAAUGUCAAGGGAAAAACAAAGGACAAUACCAAAUCUAGAGCAGAUUUAAAAGUACUUUGCCAUCGUCCAGAGUUACAUCGGGAUGAAAGAACCAGAAAGUAUCCAAAGUCUUGUUAUAUGUUCGACAAUAACGCAAGAGAAGUUCUUUGUAAGUGGUUGCAAGAGUUGAGAUUUUCAGAUGGUUAUGUAUCUAACAUGGGAAGAUGUGUUGACAUGAACAAGCUUAAAAUAUUUGGUAUGAAGAGUCAUGAUUGUCAUGUGUUUAUGCAACACCUAAUACCUAUCGCAUUUCGAGAAAUGCUUCCACAAAAUGUCUGGCAACCAUUGGCAGAGUUGAGUGUUUUCUUUAAAGAUCUCACCUCUACCGCAAUAAUAGAGGAACACAUGGGACAACUCGAAAGAAAUAUUCCUCUCAUCUUGAAUAAGCUUGAGCGUAUCUUUCCUCCGAGCUUCUGGGAUUCUAUGGAACAUCUUCCUAUCCAUUUAGCUUACGAAGCACGUUUAGCGGGCCCAGUUCAAUACCGAUGGAUGUAUCCAUAUGAGAGGUAUCUUCGUAGGUUGAAAAAUAAUGCCAAAAAUAAGAAUAGAGUUGAAGGUUCUAUAUGCAAUGCAUAUUUGGUUGAAGAAGCAUCAUCGUUUUGUGCGCACUACUUUAAGUCGCACAUUUUGGCAAGGCAUAAGAAAGUGCCACGAAAUUCGGAUGAUGGUGGGUUGGAGAGGACCAUCCCGGAAUGCUUUUACGUUUUCAAGCAUGCUGGUAAGGGUUUUUGUAAGAAGAAAAAAAGGAAGUUAGAUGAUAAAGAAUAUCACGCAGCUCGCACAUAUAUUCUGUUAAAUUGUGAUGAAGUAAAACCAUAUAUAAAAAUUUAUGAAGACACCUUGAGACAAAUUCAACCAUAUAUUGAAGAUAGCGAGAUUGAUGAUAAACUUGAAACAGAGUUUGCAUCCUGGCACGUGAUCCUUCAUCCAAAGAUUAGCAAUCAAAUCAUGAAAGAUCUUGCAGAAGGGCCAUUGCAUAAGGUUCAACCGUUUAAUGGAUAUGUCGUAAAUGGUUACAGGUUUCACAUUGAAGAACACGGUUCAAGUAAAUCUCCAAUGAAUAGUGGUGUAUGUAUCAAAGUCUCUAGCCACAGUGUAAACGAUAUCGAUUACUAUGGUCGGUUGAUAGAGAUUUUGCAGUUAGAAUAUCAUGCAUUACCAUUUAAGCGAACCAUGUUAUUUAAAUGUUCUUGGUUUGAUCCAACACCAAAACAUGGUACAAGAGUACAUCCACAGUAUAACCUUGUUGAAGUUAACAGAAGAAGGACCUUUAAUAAAUAUGAACCAUUUAUUAUGGCUGUGCAAGCUACUCAAGUGUAUCUUGAAACCUAUCCUAGUCUAAAGAGGACAGUGAAUGAAUGGUUAGCUGUUUGCAAGAUAAAGUCACACUCUGUUGUAGAAGUUCCAAACAUAGCAGAACAACCUCAUACAUUGAAUGAUCCAGCUUUUCAAGAGGAUGGUAGUCAAGUGCAUGAAAUUGAUAUUAAUGUAGACGAGACACCUCAUACGCUAAAUAGUCCAUACGGUGUGCUCAUUGACAUGGAGGAGGAGGAGGAGGAAGAGGAGGAGGAGGAAUACAACGAGGAUGAUGAGGAUGAGGAUGAGGAUGAUGAAGGAGGGGAAGAAGAAAGUGAAUAA
Molecule: messenger RNA, 2061 nt
Organism: Lycium ferocissimum
Lineage: Eukaryota; Viridiplantae; Streptophyta; Magnoliopsida; Solanales; Solanaceae
Exons: 4
Coding region: 1-2061 (686 amino acids)
Source: RefSeq, a predicted model, not a curated record